GGUUCCCCUAGUAGCCCAGCACCAGACCGGUGCAUAGGAGCUUAUCCAGGCGUCUCUUGCUCCUUAUACUCCCCUUGUUCCCCCUCCCCCCACACACAAAGCGAUGGUGUUAAAGGAUCCAGGCGUGUUUCUGACCCUUUUCCUAUGGAUUACGGCUUCCUGGGGCUGCCUGGCUACAGCUGCGGGGCUUGGUGCUGCCGCCCGCAAGCAGGACGAGACUCUUUCUGCUGUCAGUAUUUACAGAGCCAGAUGCACCUCCAGGUGCCUUAGCCUGCAGAUCACUCGAAUCUCAGCCUUCUUCAAGCAUUUCCAGAACAAUGGUUCCCUGGUAUGGUGCCAGACUCAUAAACAGUGUUCUAAGUGCCUGGAACCAUGCAAAGAAUCAUGGGAGCUAAAGAAAAACCAAUGCCAAAGUUUUUGUGAGCCUCUUUUUCCCAAGAAGAACUAUGAAUGCCUAACAAGCUGUGAGUUCCUGAAAUACAUUCUGUCAGUGAAGCAAGGUGAUUGUCCAGCACCAGAGAAGGCCAGUGGUUUUGCAGCUGCCUGUGUAGAAAGUUGUGAAAUUGACAAUGAAUGCUCCGGGGUGAAGAAAUGUUGUUCAAAUGGAUGUGGACAUACCUGCCAAGUCCCCAAAAACCUAUACAAAGGUGUUCCUCUGAAGCCCAGGAAAGAGUUAAGAUUUACAGAGCUUCAAUCUGGACAGCUGGAGAUUAAGUGGUCCUCGAAAUUUAAUAUUUCAAUUGAGCCUGUAAUCUAUGUGGUGCAGAGGAGAUGGAAUUAUGGAAUCCAUCCUAGCGAGGAUGAUGCUACAAAUUGGCAGACUGUGGCACAGACUACUGAUGAGAGAGUUCAACUGUCUGACAUAAGACCUAGCAGGUGGUACCAGUUCCGAGUGGCUGCUGUUAAUGUGCAUGGAACCAGAGGCUUCACAGCACCCAGUAAACACUUCCGCUCCUCUAAAGAUCCGUCUGCUCCACCAGCUCCAGCUAAUCUCAGAAUUGCCAACACCACUAUUAACAGUGAUGGAAGUGUGGCUGUGAGGAUUAUUUGGGAUGUCCCGGAAGAACCUGACAUUCCUGUGCAUCACUACAAAGUCUUUUGGAGUUGGACAGUCAACAGCAAGUCAGUUGUGCCAUCUAAAAAGAAGAGAAGAAAGACAACUGAUGGGUCUCAAAAUUAUGUGAUCCUGGAGAGUCUUCAGCCAAAUAACAACUAUAUGGUGGAAAUACAGGCCAUAACUUAUUGGGGACAAGUACGCUUAAAGAGUGCUAAAGUAUCUUUUUACUUCACUGCCACACAAGCAAUAAGUAAUAAAGAUCAACUUGGGAAAACUAGAAAAGGAGUCACUGAAAUGCUUCCCCCUUUUCAAAGAAGGAGAACCACUCGCCUUCUGGAAAUUGGAGCUCCUUUCUACCAGGACAAUAUGCUUCAGGUCAAAGUCUAUUGGAAAAAGUCUGAAGAUGCCAGUGUGAAUCGGUAUCAUGUACAAUGGUUUGCAGAAUCAUGUGCCCAUAAUGAAACAAGCGGACCUGAGAAAGCAACUGGUUUGGCCCAUGAAAAUUAUAUAAUUCUUCAAGAUCUGGCCUUUUCAUGCAAAUAUAAAGUGACUGUCCAGCCAGCAAGACCCAAGGGUCGUUUGAAGGAAGAAAGUAUUUUCUUUACCACCCCACCUUGCUCUGCUCUGAAAGGGAAACACCACAAACAUAAUAGCUGUCCUGGUGAAGGAGGUCCAGUUCUUUCCAAAGUAUUAGCCAAGCCUGAGAAUCUGUCAGCGUCUUUCGUUGUUCAAGAAGUCAAUAUCACAGGACACUUUUCCUGGAAGAUGUCCAAGGCCAAUCUCUAUCAGCCUAUGACAGGAUUUCAAGUCACUUGGGCAGAAGUUACUACAGAGAGUAGACAAAAUAGCUUACCCAACAGCAUCAUUUCCCAGUCUCAGAUAUUGCCAGCAGAUCAUUAUGUGCUGACUGUACCCAAUUUGAGACCAUCCACACUCUACAGAUUGGAAGUGCAAGUGCUGACUACUGGAGGGGAAGGGCCAGCUACAAUAAAAUCAUUCAGGACACCUGACCUGCUGCCAUCUUCACCUCACAGACCCCAUCUUAAACAACAUCAUCCACAUCACUACAAGCCUUCUCCAGAGAAAUACUAAAAUGAAACGAUUUUUGAAGAGUGAAGGAAUAGACAACUACAGAAUAUUUGCAAGACAACUGGUACUUUCCCAUCCUUAUCUUGCCUAGUUGAAGUUACAAUCACAUAUAAUUCAUUGAUAACUCUGCAUAGACCUUUUCCCCAAUACAUGUGCCUGCAAUAUUGCAUGCCACAAGCAUCAUGACAGUAGUUUCCAUAUUCUGCCAACUGAAGAUGUAAAGCACCUGUGUCACUAUGAAGAAUAUGCCUAUUGUAACUGAGAUUUUGUUUCCUAUACUUAGACUAAAUACAAAGGGUGCCACAUGUGUCUUUGAUGAUCUUUGGGAAAGGAUCUUUGGAGAAAAGUGAUUUUUUACAUAUGACUGGCCAGUGUAGAACAGCUUUGGGUAGAUGAUGAUGUAAGCGAAUAUGGAAGGAAUAAAUGCACUAAAAAAUAAGAGCAGUUAUAGAGAUCUUAGUCUGAAAAUACAUGAAUAGUUGUCAAUUUAAGAAAAUAUUAGUUGGGGGAAACCAAUGUUUAAACAUUUUCCCCAAGUUAUAUAACAAGUGCUAUAGUUAGGCCACAUCUGUAUUAUCAGUUAAAGACACCAUUGGGAAUAAUUUAUAUGUACUUAUAGUGAAUAGGUACAUGAGAUGAACAUUUGCAUAACAUUUAAGUAUCAUUACCAUACCCACUGACCUCCUAAAAUGCUUAAUAUUUAGAGUUAUAUUCUGCCCUUGAACAUCCAAGUUAAUGUUAUUCAAAGUCUAUUCUGAUGCUCACAUGUAUUAGCUAUUAUUGUGAUGCCACCUUAUUUAGGUAGUAACCAAAAUAUCCAAGCAAUUCAUUGAUUUAGCCCUAAGAAUGUUUCCCAUUCCUUCUUUAGGAAAUCAAUUAUUUCACUGUCUCCCAAUCAAAUAAUCAAGGUUUUAUUUAUGUCUAGGAAUUUAAACUCCCCAAUUGUGUAAUGUUAUUUCUUCUCUGAUUCAUUCUUUAGUUAAGGAGGAAAACUGUUAUUUGCAUCCAUUUUCCUAAAAUGUUCAUAUAAUUGAAGACUUAUGUUACCUCAUUCUUAAAAUGAAGACAGUUCCAGUCCUAACUUUUUCUAAUGCUUCAUGCAGAAGCAUAUAUAGAUGGAUUUUUUUAAGCCAAGUGCAAUGCUUUCAUUAACAGGAGAAAAAUAAUUAUACUGCAUUUGACUCAUCCUAUGAGCUCUACAAUUUUCUAUUCUUUUGAAUAAAUAUUUUUCCAUUUGAAUCAAUAAAAAUUUCCCUAACUAUUCCCAAAUAGGAAAAGGUCAAUUAAUGACAUUAUCAGAAUAUCUGAUUGCUAUGGUUAUUAGAGAAAUAAGACUCCAGGAUUUUUUUCAAGAGAUACAUAUCAAAUAGACACAAAAUAAAUGCAAAUAUAUACACACACAUACAUGUGUGUAUGUAUGUAUGCAUACAUUCACACACAUAUGCAUGCCAUAUUGGACUUAGUUCUUUACUAGGAAAUGCUGAAAACAGAUCAUCCAUCUGGAAAAAAAAAACACAAUCCCAGGAAUCCUGCCAAAGACAAUAAGAAUUAAUGA
Molecule: messenger RNA, 3701 nt
Organism: Vombatus ursinus (common wombat)
Lineage: Eukaryota; Metazoa; Chordata; Mammalia; Diprotodontia; Vombatidae
Gene: ANOS1
Product: anosmin 1
Exons: 14
Coding region: 104-2149 (681 amino acids)
Biological process (GO): neuron differentiation
Cellular component (GO): cell surface; extracellular region
Molecular function (GO): peptidase inhibitor activity; protein binding
Source: RefSeq, a predicted model, not a curated record